AUGGACUUAUUCAACUCCGCUCUUGGCAAAAACAUCACCUUUGUGCGUCCUGCAUAUUUUAUAAUAAGUGGAUUCAUUGGAAUACCUAAUGUCAUGUAUUACUAUAUCUUUCUCUUUUUUGUUUACAUUAUUUCAGUGGUGGGAAACACAGUUGUGAUGACUGUAAUUUACUUGGAUCAUAAUCUGUGGACUCCAAAAUAUAUAGUAGUUUUUAACCUGGCCUUUACAGACCUGUUUGGUACCACUGCUUUGGUUCCAAAGGUCCUUGACCUCUUCCUGUUUAACAAUAACCACAUAUCCUACAGCGACUGCUUGACAUUCCUUUUCUUCUGCUAUGUCACCCUGUCAAUGCAGGUUCUUAAUCUGAUUGCACUCUCCUAUGACAGACUGAUUGCUAUUACUUACCCACUGCACUAUCAAGUGAGAGUGACUCACAGGUUCAUGUUUUCUUUGAUUGCUUCUUUUUGGCUCUUUGCCAUUGCUGUGUGCCUCACGGCAGUCGGCCUCCUCACAAGACUGUCCUUCUGUAAGUCUUCUGUGGUUGUUAACAGCUAUUUCUGUGACCAUGGUCAGAUAUUCCGACAGGCUUGCAAUGACAAAACACCCACAAGUGUCUUUGCUGUAUUUCUAAUAGUUAUUCUUAUUUGGCUUCCAUUGAGUUUCAUCUUGGGUACUUACGUGUGUAUUGUCUUUGCUUUGACUAGAGUGGCAACAGCUCAGGAAAGAGUGAAGGCCCUUAAAACCUGCACAGCUCAUAUUUCACUGGUGGCCAUCUAUUUCAUUCCAAUAUUAAUCACAUUUACAUUGGGAAGAAAUAUUCAUCCAAAUGGCAGGAUUAUUAACCUUUCUCUGACCUCUGUAUUUCCUCCCAUGUUAAACCCAAUUGUUUAUGUUCUGCAGACACAAGAAAUCAAAACAUCACUGAGAAAGCUUUUAAAGAUCACAAAACAAUCCAAGAUUUAUGUGAGGAAAGUACUGAUUACAUGA
Messenger RNA from Solea solea (common sole), 987 nucleotides. RefSeq names its product olfactory receptor 6C4-like. Gene Ontology annotation, molecular function: olfactory receptor activity; G protein-coupled receptor activity. The record is from RefSeq and is a predicted model, not a curated record. Gene Ontology annotation, biological process: G protein-coupled receptor signaling pathway. Bases 1 to 987 code for a protein of 328 amino acids. The transcript has a single exon. Gene Ontology annotation, cellular component: membrane. NCBI's taxonomy places the organism in Eukaryota, Metazoa, Chordata, Actinopteri, Pleuronectiformes, Soleidae.